AUGGCGUCCUUCAAUCCGAAUAUACCUGUCCGGGGCAAUCCCUUCCUCGACAUCCCCUCCGACAUAGACGCCCACCCUUUCCGCUUAGUAUGGGAGGAUAUCUGCUCCGUUUCCUAUCUAGCCAGACUGCUACCGAAGGGCGUGAUCCUCGAUCUCGUUGAAUGCCUCAUCCAGCGUGAUCUCGAGUACAAAACAGCUGACAUCCGGCAAGGACGGGCGCAACUUCGCGCCGCGCUCGCCGCAUCUACUACGAAGAAAGCUGUUCUCAUCGUCCAUUCGCAAGGCGGGAUUGUCGCGUCCUCGAUCAUCGACUGGCUAUAUGGCGAGCUGAGCCAAUCCCAGAUACAGAAACUAGAGAUAUACACCUUCGGCAACGCAGCGAGGCAGUUCCGCAACCCGCCGCUGCACGAGCUGCACCACAACGAUCCGGCUGGAACGACACCCCGGAGACAGAUUCAAGGGGAGCGAGCAAUCCGGAAUAUCGAACACUACGCAAACACCAAGGACUUUGUGGCGAAUAUCGGGGCGUUGCAGUUCACGGCGUCUGCGGGCGCGUAUUCAAAUGCGAGUGUGUUCUCUGGGACUGUCUUUAUCCGGGAGGGAUCAGGGCAUUUGUUUAAUAUGCAUUAUUUGCAUCCGAUGUUCGGGGAGCAUAGUGCGUUUAUGGAGAGUACGGUCGAUGUGCGGCCUCGGAAUGGGCCGGGGAAGACUGUCUCCAUGCGCAUGAGGGAAUUGUCUAGGCUCUACAACUAUAAGAAUGGGAGGAGUCCGGAGGAUGAGGAUGCCAUGUGA
Messenger RNA from Aspergillus fumigatus Af293, 792 nucleotides. RefSeq lists its product as uncharacterized. The transcript has 2 exons. The record is from RefSeq and is a predicted model, not a curated record. NCBI's taxonomy places the organism in Eukaryota, Fungi, Ascomycota, Eurotiomycetes, Eurotiales, Aspergillaceae. The coding region runs from base 1 to 792 and encodes 263 amino acids.